GGCGACGCCACACGCAGAUACUUCGAUUCUUCCUCAGAUUUGUCAUUCUUCAAAUUUUUUAUAGGAAGCUGCCAUUUUCAAAGCUCAAACAGGAGAUCAAAUGAAAGAAAGGGUAGGUUUUAAGUCAAUUUUUUCUUUUUUAACAGAUAAGCUCUAAGGGUGUGUUUGGAUAGUAUUAGUAAUGAGAGAAAAGAAAAGAAAAGAAAGGACAGUAUUAGUGAGAAAAGAAAAGAAAAGAAAAGAAAUGAUAGUAAUAAUUUCUAUUUGUGUUUGGAUAGAUAGGAGAGAAAAGAAAAAAAGUGAUAGUUAUUUUUGUUUGGAUAAGAUAGAGGAGAGAAAAGAAAAGAAAGGAUAAUAAACAAAUUACUUUUUUACCCUUUCAUAACCAUGGGACUUGAAUGGAAUAAUAAAUCCGUCUAUUGAUUUGUGGAGGCUAAUUUUGGUAUUAUCAAAAUACCACUAAAAUCACUAUCCUUUCUCUCACUAUCUCUCCCUAUCUUCUCAAUUUUGAGGAGAAAGCAAAUAAGAGAUAGGGAGGGAUAGCUAUCCCUCCCUAUCUCUCCUUAUCCCUCCCUAUCCCUCCACUUAAGUUACCCAAACACAAAGUUACACUAUCCUCUCUUUUCUUUUCUCUCCCUAUCCCUCCUAAUCAACCCUACCAAACACACCCUAAGAGAUGGUGCGUGCAAGAUGUGGUGGAGUGGGCGACGCCACACGCAGCUACUUCGAUUCUUCCUCAUGUUUAUCAUUCUUCAAAUUUUUUAUAGGAUUAGUUACUCCAAUUAAACAAAAAGGUCAUUUUCUGAUCAAUAUAAGUCAAGGUUAUGCCCUUCUCCUCUCACGCACAAACCCUUUCUUUCAUUUGAUCUCCUGUUUAAGCUUUGAAAAUGGCAGCUUCCUGUAUUUACGAUGUGUUCUUGUCUUUCAGCGGUGUUGAUACUCGCAAGAAUUUUACGGCCCACCUCUUGGCCGCUUUGGAGCGCCAUGAUUUAUACACUUUCAGAGAUGACACUAAACUCACCAGAGGAGAAGAAAUUGGUCCCGAAUUGCUCAAAGCAAUCGAGCAAUCUAAGGUUUCCAUUAUCAUAUUCUCCAAAAGCUACGCGUCCUCAAGAUGGUGCCUUGAUGAGCUUGUAAAGAUCAUGAAUUGCAAGAGGAGAUUUGGUCAGAUUGUUAUUCCCAUCUUCUAUGACAUCCAACCCUCCGACGUUCGCUCACAAAGGGGUUGUUAUGAAGAAGCAUUUGCAAGUCACGAAAAGCGGUUCGACAUGAAAAUGGUGAAGAAUUGGAGGUCGGCUCUUAAAGAAGCUGCCAAUUUGUCCGGUUACGACCUGCAAAAUAUGGCCAACGGGUGCGAGUCAACGUUUAUUGAGACUGCUGUUCGAGAAGUCGCAGAUAAACUAAAUCUGACGUGUUUAAGUGUUGCGGACUACCCAGUUGGAAUAAAACCUCGUGUUAAAAAACUAAGUGAGUUUCUAAAGUUGGGAUCAAAUAGUGAUAAUGUUAGGAUUGUUGCCAUAUGGGGGAUUGGUGGAUCAGGAAAGACUACAAUUGCUAAAGCUAUGUAUAAUCGCAUACAUCGCAUUCAUGAAUUUGAAAGCAGUAGCUUUCUUGCAAAUGUUGGACCAACUUCCAUGCAACCUAACGGGUUUGUUGAAUUACAAGAAAAGCUUCUUUGUGAUCUCCGAUUGGAUGGAAAUCAGAGAAUAAGAAGCCAGGAUUAUGGAAUUGAGGUGAUAAAACGGCGAGCAUGGUGUCGAAAGGUUCUUCUUGUUCUCGAUGAUGUGGAUAACAUCCGGCAAUUGAGGGCAUUAGCCAUAAAUCGUGAUUUGUUACGUUCUGGAAGCAUAAUCAUAGUAACAACUAGAAAUUUGUCUUCAGUAAGUUCGCUUCAGGUGGAUGAGGUGUAUAAGCCUAAGGAGUUGAAUAGGGAGGAAUCCCUUCAACUCUUCAGUUGGCAUGCCUUUAGAAGAGACCAGCCUGUAGAAGACUAUGAGAUCCUCUCUGAGGAAGUUGUGAGUUAUGCUAAGGGGCUUCCUUUAGUUCUUGAAAUUUUAGGUUCCUUUUUGUCGGACAAAACUGUACCUGAAUGGAGAAGUGAAUUGAAGAAGUUGAAAAAGAUCCCAAAUAAUGAUGUUCAGGGAAAACUUAGGCUGAGUUUCGAUUCACUUGAUAAUGAACAAAGGGGUUUAUUCCUAGAUAUUGCAUGUUUUUUUUUGUUGGAAUGGACCAAGACUUGUCAAUCAAAACACUAGGAGGCUGCGGUUUCUUCCCAGAAUCUGGAAUUGGGGUUCUAUAUCGUCGUUGUCUUGUAAGCAUUGAUCGGCAUAACCGGCUGAUGAUGCAUGAUCUGAUUCAAGACAUGGCUAAAGAAAUCGUCCGCCAAGAAUCCCUUGAAGAGCCUGGUGAACGUAGUAGGUUAUGGUAUCAUGAAGACGUUCUUGAUGUACUGAAAAAUAAUACUGGGACGAAAGCAAUUCAAGGUUUAGUCCUGAACUUGCCUGAAUCAGAGAAGGUAAAACUAAAAGCAAAGGCAUUUACGAAGAUGGAGAGGCUGAGACUGCUUCAUCUCAAUAAUGUCCAUCUAAGAGGAAGCUACAAACAUCUCUCUAGAAGACUUGUAUGGCUAUCCUGGAAAGGAUUUUCUUCAAAUUAUAUACCAUCAAACUUAAUUAUGGAUAAUCUAGUUGCCCUUGACUUGAGCUAUAGCAAGCUGAAACAAGUAUGGAGAGGAACGAAGGUUUUGUACAGAUUGAAAUACCUCAAUCUCGGCCAUUCCUAUUUCUUGAUCAAUACUCCAGACUUCACAGGGUUCGCCAGUCUUAAGGAAUUGUUACUUAAUGAUUGUACAGAGCUGGUAGAGGUUCACCAAUCUAUUGAACAUCUGAAAAAUCUUGUUGUCUUGAAUUUGAAGAAUUGCCAUAAUCUUCAGAAGAUUCCCCUGAGCAUUUUCAUGUCGAAGUCUUUACUUCAUGUCAAUCUGUCCGGCUGCUCCAAAUUAGAGUGGCUAGCAUUUUUUCAAGGAUCCCCACCUGAAUCAAGAUUUUCAUCGUUACAGUUAUCAGGUAACAUCAGGAAAUUACAUAUGGAAGACUGCAAUAUAGCAUAUGUGCCCAGCGAAAUUUGUAAUUUGGUGUCCUUCAAAUUUUUGAAUCUUAGCCAAAACAAUUUUUCUAACCUACCAGCUACCAUAAGUAGCCUUCAGCUUCUCAAGGCCCUCUCUGUAAGUAAAUGUACUCGGCUUGAAUCGAUUCCAGAGCUUCCAGUAAAUUUAUUGACAUUGCAUGCAAACUACUGCACAUCAUUGCAAAGCAUAGAAAUAGAAUCAAAAUCAGCAGAAACAUCAUUGAGGAGAUUUUACCAUUGUCCCGACUGUUGUGCAUAUAAAUUUAGUAGAAAUCUCUGUUAUCAGGUAUGCUACGCUCUGUCUCUGUCUCUGUCUCUGUCUCUCUGUAUAUGUAGUACUAGAAACCAAGCCUCAGCUCGUGGGUUUAAUGUAGGGACUGCGAUAAAAAGGAGCGUUGAAUAUUUUUCUUAACGGGCUUCCGAGUUGGUGCAACUACCAGAGUGAGGGAGUCGUUUUAAGUUUUCAGGUGCCUCUGCUUCUGGGUGGAAUAAUUUUCUUGAGACAGGGUAAUGAAGUGAAAGGUAGUCUGGUUUACAAGGGGUA
Messenger RNA from Cornus florida, 3670 nucleotides. Its product is annotated as disease resistance protein RPV1-like. The coding region runs from base 888 to 2255 and encodes 455 amino acids. The record is from RefSeq and is a predicted model, not a curated record. Gene Ontology annotation, molecular function: ADP binding; ATP hydrolysis activity. Lineage: Eukaryota; Viridiplantae; Streptophyta; Magnoliopsida; Cornales; Cornaceae. The transcript is spliced from 4 exons. Gene Ontology annotation, biological process: signal transduction; defense response.